Messenger RNA from Carya illinoinensis, 912 nucleotides. RefSeq lists its product as uncharacterized. The record is from RefSeq and is a predicted model, not a curated record. Lineage: Eukaryota; Viridiplantae; Streptophyta; Magnoliopsida; Fagales; Juglandaceae. The transcript is spliced from 2 exons. The coding region runs from base 1 to 912 and encodes 303 amino acids.
AUGGAUGUGCUUAAUAGAAUGUUGGAAGGGGUGGUGGAUAGAGGUUUCAUCUCAGGUUUCUUGGUGAGUAGCUCCUGGCAUGGAAGCUUGACAGUCUCCCAUCUUCUUUUCACUAAUGAUACGUUGAUUUUUUGUGAUCUGGAUCUAGAUCAAAUUUUCUCUCUAAUAGCACUUCUACUUUGCAUUGAAGUUGUAUUUGGCCUUAAGGUGAAUUUAUCAAAGUCGGAAGCAGUUCCUGUUGGUUCGAUCAAUAACUUAAGUGAAAUGGCUACCAUCUUGGACUGCAAAGUUUCAUCCUUACCUAUGAAAUACCUUGGACUUCCUUUGAGGGCCCAUUAUAAAUCUAAGGUAAUGUGGGAAGGAAUUGUUGAGAAAAUUGAAGGGGUGACAAAUAGACUGAAGAAGAUGUUUCAUGAUUUCUUAUGGGAUGGGAUAGAGGAUGCAAAAAAAUUUCACUUGAUUAAAUGGGAUAAAGUAUGCACCCCUUUGUCUUGCAAUGGGUUAGGCGUAAGAAAAUUGAAAACCUUCAACAAAACACUUCUUGGAAAAUGGUUAUGGCAUUAUCAUCAAGAGGGAGAUGCUCUUUGGAGGAAUAUUCUAGAUGUCAAAUAUGGGAGCGUUUGGGGAGGUUGGUGCUCUAAGGAAGUAAGAGGGGCUUAUGGCGUGAGAGUUUGUAAACUUAUCUGGAAUGGUUGGGAUGAUUUUCUCGGUAACUAUAGGCUUAAGGUGGAAAGGGGCACACAAAUCAAGUUUUGGCACAAUAUUUGGUGUGGGGAUAUUGCUUUGAAAAAUGAUUUCCCCUCUCUUUAUAGGAUUGCAUCAUAUCAAGGUUCCUCAGUGGCUGACAAUAUGUACAAUACUAUUGAUUCCAUUCAUUGGUCUAUGAGAUUUACUAAAGCUGUCCAGGAUUGA